UGAGCAACACCUUUGUAUUGGUGAUAGUUAGCAACUCUCUCACUCUCUUUUUGUUAUAUGAACCACUUGGGUUUCCGAGUCUCAUUCGUUCAGUCUGCUUCGCAUUCUCGCUGAAAUCGAUCGUCCAUCACAUUGUGUUACUCUGCUGUGUCACUCAGGAUGGCGGAACCUGCAUAUAUUGUCACGUCUGACAGUGAAACCACCACCGGAGAAGAAAAGUCAUCUACUUUUUCUGAAAUAGCAAUUGGAAUUGAUAUUGGCACAUCACAAUGUAGUGUUGCUAUGUGGAGUGGUUCCGGAGUGGAGCUCUUGAAGAACACAGGGAAUCAAAAGACUAUGAAAUCGUUUGUAACUUUCAAAGGUAACACCCCUUCUGGUGGAGUCAGCAGUCAACUCUCCUACGAGGAUGAGAUGUUGUCUGGAGCCUCGAUUUUCAACAUGAAACGCCUGAUAGGCAGAGUUGAUACCGACCCAGUUGUCCAGGCGUGUAAGAAUCUCCCAUUUCUAGUGCAGACCUUGGACAUCGGUGUUCGUCCAUUUAUUGCCGCAUUAGGGAACAAUGUGUGGAGAUCCACCACUCCAGAAGAAGUCCUGGCGAUAUUUCUGGUGGAAUUAAGAGCAAUGAUUGAAGCUCAGCUGAAACGACGAAUAAGAAAUGUGGUUUUAACAGUUCCAGUUUCGUUCAGUCGAUUUCAGCUAACCCGGAUAGAGCGCUCCUGUGCCAUGGCUGGUCUUCAUGUUCUGAGGUUGAUGCCUGAACCAACAGCUGUGGCUUUGUUGUAUGCUCAGCAACAACAGCAAAGUUCUCAUGACAAUAUGGGCAGUGGAAUGGAGAAAAUUGCUCUAAUUUUCAAUAUGGGUGCUGGUUAUUGUGAUGUUGCUGUCACUGCUACAGCUGGAGGAGUUUCACAGAUUAAAGCCUUGGCAGGAAGUACCAUUGGUGGUGAAGAUUUGCUUCAGAAUAUGAUGCGCCAUCUGUUGCCAGAAUCUGAAAAUCUAUUUCGAAAUCAUGGAGUCAGCGAAAUUAAGCGGAUGGGCCUGCUACGAGUUGCAACCCAGGAUGCAAUUCACCAGCUUUCCUCUCUGAACAGCGUUCGGGUUGAUGUAGAUUUGGGAGAUGAUGUGAAGAUAUGCAAAACUGUUCACCGAGAGGAAUUUGAGGAGGUUAACAGAAAGGUGUUUGAGAAAUGUGAAAGCCUUAUCAUUCAGUGUUUGAAAGAUGCCAAGGUAGAAGUUGAAGAUUUAAAUGAUGUGAUAAUUGUAGGUGGAUGCUCUUAUAUCCCCAGGGUGAAGAGUCUUGUUGCUAACGUUUGUAGAAGGAAGGAACUUUAUAAAGGGAUGCAUCCUUUGGAAGCUGCUGUUUGCGGUGCAGCAGUGGAAGGAGCAGUCGCUUCAGGCAUCAAUGAUCCCUUGGGGAACUUGGACUUGUUAACUAUCCAAGCUACACCUCUUGCCAUUGGGAUUCGUGCUGAUGGAAACAAAUUUAUGCCCGUAAUUCCGAAAGAUACUGCAAUACCAGCGCGAAAGGAGCUAGUUUUCACAACAGUUCAUGAUAAUCAAACGGAGGCAUUGAUUAUUGUCUAUGAAGGUGAGGGGGAAAAGGCCGAAGAAAACCAUCUGUUGGGAUAUUUCAAGAUAAUGGGAAUACCUGCGGCGCCUAAAGGUAUCCCAGAAAUCAAUGUGUGCAUGGACAUAAACGCUGCAAACGUGCUAAGAGUUUUAGCUGGUGUUGUGAUGCCGGGUUCUCGCAAACCUGCUGUUCCUGUUAUGGAAGUAAGGAUGCCAUCGGUGGAUGACGGCCAUGGUUGGUGCGCUGAGGCACUAAAUAGAAGCUAUGGUGCCACACUUGAUUUGGUUACUCUCCGAAAAAUCGCAUUAUGAAGUAACAUCUUUUUUUACUUGUCAUCCUGUGUCUGUUUCAGCAAUAGAAGGUGAUAUACAGUACAUGUCUGUUGUUUGUAUUUUGUAACUAGAAUAAUGGAAACAAUGAGUUCCAGGAUAAAUGAGUUGACGUUUAACCCUCUUA
Messenger RNA from Vigna radiata var. radiata (mung bean), 2026 nucleotides. Its product is annotated as heat shock 70 kDa protein 8. Gene Ontology annotation, biological process: cellular response to unfolded protein; protein refolding. The record is from RefSeq and is a predicted model, not a curated record. The coding region runs from base 160 to 1881 and encodes 573 amino acids. Gene Ontology annotation, cellular component: cytoplasm. The transcript has 2 exons. Gene Ontology annotation, molecular function: heat shock protein binding; ATP-dependent protein folding chaperone; ATP hydrolysis activity. Lineage: Eukaryota; Viridiplantae; Streptophyta; Magnoliopsida; Fabales; Fabaceae.